GCCAUUGAAUAUUAAGCCAAAAAAAUAAUGUGGUAAGAUGGAUGAUGGAUGUCUGAGUUAUUGCCGAAGUCGAUGCUCAAUAUUCAAUGACAAAUGCAAGGAAUUGGCCGAGCAACACGAUCUUGCCAGGAAACGCUUAAGCUUGCAAUUCUACAGCACCGGCAUGGAAGGAGUACAGCUGGGAGGAAAAAUGUAUUUUCACGUCAUGAAUGUGUCACCACCUCCAACCCCACCAUGGAGCAGAAGGGAUUGGAGAAUACAACAGUGGCAGAAGUACUGAUGACAAAGGGAGAAGAGAAAAGUGGAUCUUGGCUCUGGUGUCGCACCAAUGACACUGUUUAUGAUGCUGCAAAGCAUAUGGCAGAAAAUAACAUUGGGUCUCUAGUGGUUCUAAAGCCAGGAGAGCCAAAACAUAUUGCUGGCAUUUUCACAGAAAGAGACUACAUGAGGAAGAUAAUAGCACAUGGAAGAUCCUCCAAAGACACUAAAGUUGGGGAAAUCAUGACUGAUGAGAACAAGUUGGUGACUGUGAGCUCUGAUACAAACAUUCUCCAAGCAAUGCAGCUUUUGACAGAGUAUCAGAUAAGGCAUGUACCAGUGAUAGAUGGAAAGAUAGUAGGCAUGAUUUCCAUAGUAGACAUUGUCCGAGCGGUGGUGGAGCUGCAAAGUGGGGAAGUGAAGCGACUGAACGAGUUCAUUAAAGGAGAUUACUAUUGAAAUAUACCGGAUGAUGUCCAGAUCUAUUAGAGCAAACUGUAAAAUCUGAUGCCCAUCAAAAGUCUUUUUUUAUUUUUUUUAUUUUUAUUUGAUAGGCAAAUAAGAGUGUAUAUUAAUGACUAUAAAAAGAAUGCCAAACUAGGAGGGAUGCUCAUCAAGCUUAUAUGGGAGAUGUAAAUUUGCAGUCUGUUGCCUGAACAAGCAUCCCUCCUUCAUACUUAUUUGUGUGGCAAACAUGUGAAACAACUUCAUGGGAAUGAGAAGUUCGAUCUUGUUAA
Vitis riparia (riverbank grape) is the source of this 995-nucleotide messenger RNA. Its product is annotated as CBS domain-containing protein CBSX3, mitochondrial. Lineage: Eukaryota; Viridiplantae; Streptophyta; Magnoliopsida; Vitales; Vitaceae. The coding region runs from base 94 to 717 and encodes 207 amino acids. The record is from RefSeq and is a predicted model, not a curated record. The transcript is spliced from 6 exons.